CUGUCUGAAUCAACAACGUGAACUACGUAGCUGUGAAACAGCCGUGAAAAAUCAAGAAAAUUUAGCAUUUUUUUCGUUAAAAAUAGUGACAGAUAGCGGAAAACUGUUCCGCUGGUGUUCCCGAGUUGAAUAGUAGUGGAAAUAGUUUAACUACGACACAAAUUGCUGUGAAAUCAUAAAUCGAAGAAAUCGUAAAAUUUUCUUUCUCUUGUUUUACUCUUGCUUGACCAAAAGCUUUUCCAUUCGUGAACCGACAAGGUUAUGUUGGCGCGUUUUCAUAUCUUGUUUGACAGCUACUAACUGUUUUCAAAACAAAGCAAAUUAGCAAUCGAAAAAAUUAAUACUUGCGUGAAAAAUAUUAAAGCAAAGCAAUGUUCGGUGCCAAACCGGGUGGCUUCGGUCAAACCAGCGCCGCCGGAGGAUUCGGAACGUUCGGAAGUAACACUGCCACGGCCAGUCCUUUCGGGCAGGCAAACACCUUCGGCAAACCUGCAACAACGGGAGCCUUCGGGGCGACACCGGCCUUUGGACAGCAAGCGAACACUUCUCUGUUCGGUCAACAGCAGCCCGCCGGUGGUCUGUUUGGAGCGAGUACCAGUGCAGCGCCGCCAUUCGGAGCGACGGCCACAACGCAAGCCGGCUUUGGAGCAUUCGGUCAACCACAGCAACAGUCGACGUCCCUGUUCGGAACGCAAAAUAAUACCGCACCUAAUGCAUCCCUUUUUGGUGCUAAUAAUAAUAAUUCCGCUUUCGGGGCAGCGAAGCCACCUGGCUUUGGCGGAUUUGGGCAAACGGCGCCCCAAACAUCGUUGUUCGGACAGGCUACAACGAGUCAAACGACGACGGGAGGAUUUUUCACUCAGAAUGCACAAAGUGGUGGCUUGUUUGGUGCCCAGAAAACAGCUUUCGGCGCGGCGGCACCGGUCGGUACUGGAAAUGGAACUGCAGUGGUCAAGUACCAGCAGACUCCGUCAACGGAUACGUUGGUUAAAAACGGGCAAAGCACUACCGUUCAAACGAAGCAGUAUUGCAUAACUUUUAUGAAAGAGUACGAACAUAAAUCGGUCGAGGAGCUGCGAUAUGAGGAUUAUGCUGCAAAUCGAAAAGGUCCGCAAGCGGGGGCGACUCCGGGUGGAUUUUUUGGAGCUGCUCCGGCAGCAACCCCGUUUGCAACUGCUACACAGCCACAAUCGUUGUUCGGGCAAACUACGACGGCUCAGCCGAGUACGGGACUGUUUGGAAGCUCGACAAAUACUUUUGGACAAACGACGGCUCCUGCAUUUGGAGCAGCUCAACCAACCGGAUUUGCAAAACCUUUUGGAAGUGCAACUACCACCAGUGGCUUUGGAUUUGGACAAACAAACACCAACACAAUGGGCGGAUUGGGUGCGAAUAAACCGGCGUUUGGAGCCGCUCCUACGGGUCUCUUUGGGCAAACUGCGACACCUGCAACCAAUACAUUCGGGCAACCCUUCGGGGGAUUUGGAACACAAGCUCAACCGCAACAACCGGGAAGCUUAUUUUCGGGAGCCGCCAACACUGCAGCAGCCGGAACUAGUGCUUUCGGGGGCCUGGGAGCUCAAACGACCCAAACCGGUUUUGGGUUCGGUUCUAAUACGGCCACGAACACAGCCGGUGGAGGACUGUUUGGUGCCAAGCCAGCGAAUACGUUUGGAACGCUGGGAAGUAGCUUCGGACAAAACCCGACCUCGACAGCACCUGCUUUUGGUGCCUUUGGAACUAACACCAAUACCGGAGGAUCAAUGUUUGCAAAUUCAUUUAAUAAACCAGCAGCACCAGCUUUCGGGAUGAACACUGCAACUUCAACGGGAACGUUUGGAGGUGGGUUAAACUUCGGUGCUGGUUCCGGGUCGCUUUUUGGUAAUACAGCAAAUAAACCGGGAGGUCUCGGUACGGGUAGUAGCCUGUUUGGAAAUACAUCCACUCUGGGAGGUGGAACCGGAGCUUUCGGGACGCUUGGAGGUGGUGGAUUUGGUGCUGGUCUCGGAACAAAUACGGGCUUAGGAAACGUUGGUAAUCCUGCCAAUGCAGCAGUUCCAAUACAUCAGCAAAUUCUGGCGAUGGUAACUUCCCCGUACGGUGAUAAUCCCAUUUUCAAGGACAUCAAACCCCUCUCCGGAGCCUCCGAAGAUUCACUUAAGCCAACGAAUCCUUCGGCCCAAAAAGCAAUUCUUGAAGGGACAAAUCAGCAGUUCAAGGUAUCGCCGAAGGUUGCUGGAAGCGGGGUUAAAGUAAAACCGGUUGGAUCCGUUACUCUGUCUAAAAAAUCGCUUUUCGAAGGGUUAGAAGAGUACGACAGCACCUUGGAGGAAUCGUUUUCCCUCAAACCGAAUGCUAAACGUUUGAUUAUAAAACCGAAAUCCGCUACUCCAACAAUAACCAUCCAAAAUCGAUCCUCGUUGGUUCAGUCUAAUAGUGGUGCCCCGAAGAGGGAUUCAAUCGGUAAGGAAUCCUAUCAAAUUCCAGUGGAAGCACAACCCAGCACCAGUCAGGACACUAGCCGACGCGUUUCUUGGCUUCAAUCGAACGCCCUGGAGAAGGCACGCCAAAACAAUCGCCUGUCGGAGUCGGUUCUGGACAGUACCAUCAAAGAGUUCGCUCCGGCUGGUGGCCUCCAGUCUGCUUCCACAUCACUUUCGAAGGAAACGACGACAAAUUUGGAUUCAUCGGCUUCACCACCAACGCCGGCUGGGCAUUCGGCGCAAUCGACGGUAGCUCCGAAGAAAGAUUCUGUUAACACCAGUUCGCCGAUAACCAUGAACGAUUCUUCGCUGAUGUCUUCAUCGAACCGGUCGUUCCUGAAUGAAACGGCCAGCGCAACCGGCGUUGGUGAUGUUUCGGUGAUUUCCGAUGCGGAAGCACUUGAGGAAGAUGCCGAACCUCAUCCAACUGGGAUUGUUCUGCGACGGGCCGGGUACUAUACAAUUCCCCCGCUGGACGACAUCCUGCAGUUGAUGGAUGAAGAGGGUCGCUGCGUUGUGUCAAACUUUACUAUCGGUCGCAAAGGUUACGGUAAUGUGUACUUCAACGAACCGAUUGACGUGGCUAAUCUGAAUUUGGAUGAGAUUGUCCACUUCCGGCACAAAGAGGUGAUAAUCUAUCCGGACGACGAGAACAAACCACCGAUCGGGCAGGGUUUAAAUCGUAAGGCACAGAUCACACUGGAUCAGGUUUGGCCACACGAUAAAACACUGCACGAACCGAUCAAGGAUCCGCACCGGUUAGCAUUGAUGGAUUACGAAGGGAAGCUGCGCAGAGUUUGUGAUAAGCAUGACACUCGCUUCCUGGAGUACAGACCGGACACUGGAAGCUGGGUGUUUAAGGUGGAACAUUUUUCAAAGUAUGGAUUGAGCGACAGUGAUGAGGAUGAAGCACCUACCGAUCCAAAAAAGGUCAAAAUGAUGGCAGCCGUGGACAAGCAAACUGGAGCAAUCCCGAAGAAGUCGCAGGUUCUGUUUAAUCGCGAAAAGGAAUUAGGACUACAGGAUGAAUUCAACUAUUCGCUGAUGACGAACGAGAGUUUGGCUCCAACUAGUCCGACGGCCGCUUUGGCUCUCGGUAUGGGAACUGAUUCCCACAAGCUACAGCUAAUGAAAGCUUCCUUCUUCGUUGAGGAUGAUUUUGAUCGUCGGUCGGUGCUAUCCGAAAUAACCGACGGUGGCAGAGACAGCCCAGAUCAGACAGUCCCCAAUAAACCCUACCUUGGAUUGGGAAGAACACUAACCAGCAGUCUGUACCUACGGACUGAAUCCCCAAAGGUGCUAGAAUCGGAUUGUUUGCAAAUGGACGACUUUGAACAACCGACAACCGUAUUCACAACUUCAACUAGUAGAAAUUUCCAAGAGCAAAUUCAGCUGCAAAAACGAGAUGAUAUUGUAACUGAAAUUCCACGUCCCAUCGGUCCGAAGUCUCUACCUUUGAUCAUCAAACCGAAGGUAGAACUGGUCCAAUCGAACGACAUCGUUCUCCCCCUUCAGCAGUCCAUUUUGAUGCGCUUUAUGAACAAGAAAACCGAUUUAUCCUUCUUCCAUGGACGCAAAUUCAAGGUCGGCUGGAGUUUUCCAUCGUCCCUGGUUCAGCUGAAUACAGCGGACAACUGUUCGCUGCUGAAAAAGAACGAAAUUCUUCACAUCGGUGAUCUGCAUCACUUCUUCCAAGGUCGCUCAGCCAAGGAUUACUCACCGGCGGCACUUCAAAUGUUGCAAAUCCGUUCGUCGGCGGAAAUAGGAGAUUUCCGAAAAACAGUCGAAGAUCAUCUUCGGAUCGAACUGAAAUACGAUGAGGUGCGACGUCUGGAAAGCAGUGAUUGUCCGUACUACGUAGCCGGUGGAAAACAUUCUGGUCUCUCCGAUCAUCUUGAAAUGACCAAAUUGAUCGCUGAUGGAGAUAGCUUCGAUGGAUUAUGCUUGGAGGUAUGGUCUCUAUGUGCGGCUCUGUGGGGAGCACGGGAAGAGCUUGAAGAAGUGGAGGAGACCGCUCAUCUGAGUACAAUGUUCCGCCGAGAUCUGUUCUCUGAAUGGGUAGAGGGUGUCGUCACCGAGCAAUCAUCCAGAGAAAUGGCCGCAGCCUUGAAGGGCAAAAAGCAAGACUAUCUCGACCAACUGUUGGAGCUUGUCUGCACACACAAGGUCCUGGACGCAUGCGAGUUGGCCUUCGAAAACGACGAUAUCAAUCUCUCGAUGCUGAUGACCCAAAUUUCCGGUGGUCCAACCGUUCGACAAUUGAUUCAACACCAGUUAAGCUCCUGGCAGGACGUCGAAGCGGACAAAUUCAUUGAUCCUCGUCGGUUGAAGGUUUUCAUGUUCGUCGCCGGAAUCCCACUACUCUCGUCUACCCACGGCACGAUUAACAUUUUCGAACAACUCGACUGGUUGAAAUGCCUUGCCAUUCAUCUCUGGUAUCUGUGCUCCCCAACCGCAUCCAUCACCGAUGCCCUGCUGAGCUACGAAAAAUCCUUCCAAUCCAGCGAAUUCUUUGCGCUUCCUCCCAGCCCAGCAUAUACAUCCCGAAUCAAACUAAGCAGCCCGAAGCCAAUACAAGACAUUCGUUUCCACCUGCUGAAACUGUACUCUAAACGCUCCCACCCACUUGAAUCCCUGCUGAAUCCCGCCACACACACCGCUGAUCCGCUGGACUUCCGUCUAUCCUGGUUCCUGCUACAAACACUGGAAACCCUCGGCUAUCGGCACUGCUCCGAGCUCUCGCGCAGCCAAAUUCACCUAUCCUUCGCAAAUCAACUGGAAAAUCACGGUCUCUGGCAAUGGUCCAUCUACGUUCUGUUACACUUGAACGACCAAAGCCGGCGCGAACUUUCCAUUCAGGAUCUACUGUACCGUCACAUAGAGCUAUCCGACGACGGGGACUACCUCGAGCGGGAACAGUUCAUCAUCGGAGAGCUGGGCAUCCCGGAAAAGUGGAUCUUCUGGGCGAAAGCCGUACGGGCCGGGGCACAGUUCGAUUACCAUCAGCAGGCACGCUUCCUGCUCAAAGCAAAGCAGUGGUCCAAGGCGCACGAGGUUAUUAUGGAGCACAUUGCAGCGGAUUGUGUAAUUAACGAUGAUAUUCCAUACUUGAAGUCACUGCUCGGUGAAUUUGAGGACGUCAAGCAGAUUUCCAACUGGUCGAUCAAAGGGCAGAUUUUGAAAGAUUUCAUCGAACUCAAUGAGAAGUUCGACCUCAUCCGGGACGCCAUCGAUGACGAGGUAGCGGAGACUCGGCUCGAAGAGUUGAAACCGAAACUUUCCGACCUGUGCUCGGUCAUUAAGAUGUUCCCCUGUCCGACGCCGAAGCACCGUCUGUGUCAGAGCGAAAUCGCUCAGCGGUUGGCUUAUUUGAUACGGUCGUUCUUCACCCAGGAUCCCCGGAUCAACAGCUGUGCACUGAUGCGUAGUGCGCUGGAGAAGCUUCCGUUGCCGCAGGAGUACGCCCUGGAGGAACUGCGACAUAUGUUGAACGCAUUCCUGUCGGAAGAUCUACGGAAACCGAUCUAGGCGGUCGAAAGGUGAUGUGAACACUCCCAGCACACAGUACUACAUGGCACAUGCUGAGUUUUGUGUUAUAUUUUGUAAGCCACAAUACAAUAGAGCCACACUUGUUGAACAUGCUAUAAUAUGCUACUACAUACAGCACUAGGUGGAUACUUCAUAGUAACUGUAAUGAUUUAUUUAAUUGAUUCUAAAAUAUUCUAAUCGAAAUGUUAUCAGUUGGUUUAAAUAGUUACUUUUAUGUAUUUUUGCCUGAAAGACAACUUAUGCUAUAUUGUAGUGUAUAAAUCUAAACAAAUCAUUAUUUGUGUAAGUUUUGAAAUGUUUAUUGGGAAUAGUGAUUCAACAUGGCCUGUACUGACGGA
Messenger RNA from Topomyia yanbarensis, 6370 nucleotides. It is a transcript of the gene Nup98-96, whose product is annotated as nuclear pore complex protein Nup98-Nup96. Gene Ontology annotation, molecular function: structural constituent of nuclear pore. The record is from RefSeq and is a predicted model, not a curated record. Bases 372 to 6011 code for a protein of 1879 amino acids. Gene Ontology annotation, cellular component: nuclear pore; nuclear pore cytoplasmic filaments. The transcript has 5 exons. Lineage: Eukaryota; Metazoa; Arthropoda; Insecta; Diptera; Culicidae. Gene Ontology annotation, biological process: post-transcriptional tethering of RNA polymerase II gene DNA at nuclear periphery; RNA export from nucleus; protein import into nucleus.